GAAAAAUAGAUCGAAACAUAAUUUAUCACAUCUCAUUCGGAAGAGCAAUAAAAACACUUCUCGUUUCUAUAAUUACAUAGUUUCAAACUUAGUCUGUUGUAGUGAAAAAAUAUGUUCGUUGAGAGAGAUACAUUUGAAGAGAGAAGAAGCUGCAAGAGCUUUUUGGGUAACCUAUCGUAUUCAGAUUUUUUCUCACUCCAACUUAAUUAGAAAAAAUUUUGUUCUCUUUGUUCUUUGAAGUUCAGACUUUGCGCUUUCCAGCGAAAAAGUAGUGAAAUCGCCAACUCAUCAGGAAUAUGCAGAAAUAAUGCUCGACAUUCGUGCAAAGACAUUUGCAUCGCAUGCUAUGUCGUAUUUUCAAGAAAAUAUGUAUUUCUUUCUUUUGUUUAUCCUUCAGUAAGUUCGCCAAGUUUGUUUCGAUGAAAUAUGCCGUUGAUAUUUGUUAAACGGCUAGAAAGUAGUUACAUGAUUGGCAAUGAUUCAAGGCGGGAGACCGCGAUACCCGGAUCGAGCUUGUCGAGAAACGGUGUUCACCUAAGUUUGGUGUUGAAGGCAGUUAAAAUGUUUUCCUCGAAAUUUUUGCCUGAGGUUCUCUCAGGUGUUAUGCCUAAAAUGUUGGACGAAAACGUUUUUUUUGAAACACAUCAAAUUAUAUAUCAUUCGAUGCAAUUUUUCAAGCAAUCCGUUCUUUUCUCACUGCAUCGUUGACUUUCAUCCAGUUCUUUGAUAACUUCAACUCUGGAAAUCUUGAAUUUUUUUACAUAAAUCCCCAGCAAAAAAGUCUUAUGAAUCUCACGAGAAAACAAUGUUUUCAACAACAUUUUCUGAAACUGCAUUCAGUUUUCUAAAAACUCACAUUAGUUUUAAUUUCUACUGACAUAUCUCGAGCCCUGCAUCAUUCGACUGAUUUCUUGAUCCUGAAUCCGAAUAUGACCUUGUUUCUGUCAAAAUGUGGAAUUUUGACCGAGAAAAUGGCAAAGUACAGGUCCAGUUUCAGAGUUUUACACACUAAACUCAUCAAAAUUGAAUUUUUCGACAACCAAGUAAAAUUUUUCAAAACCACUACAUACUUUUUUUCUCACAACUAUAUCAGUGAAAAUGAAGUAUGAAAGAGAAUUUUAUCUUCCAAAUCCUAAGACUAGACAGGCUUGCAAGGUUAGCCGGAUCGUUGUCAAGGUGGUCAAGCAUUUGGUCCACUCGGUUUGAUCGGUCACGCUGUACAAAAACCGGAUUUAACAAUGGAAACAAUCAAGUUUCUUGUCGAAAACGACACACAAAAUAAAUUCGCAAUCACACGACAAGACGCACAAGGACAAACAGUAUUCACAUUGGCCAAAUGUCAACAGCGAAUUGUUGAUUAUUUGAAAGAAGUAUUUAAUUUAGAACUGAAUCAAAUACCGUUUCAACCGACUGUCGAUUCGAAAAUGGCCGUUCAGUGCAUUCAACAGGGUGCAAAUCCUGAAUGGACCGAUGAUAAAGGAAAUACAGUAUUGUGCAAUGCCGUUUUAGCUAAUAAUUUGGAUUUAGUCAAGCAUUUAGUUGCCGCUCAAUCCAAUACACAACAUAAAAAUUUGUUGAAACAAAAACCGUUGAGCAUAGCUAAGAAUGCAGCACAGAAAAACCCAUUAAUAAUUGCCUUCCUAGAAAAUGAAGGUAUC
Molecule: messenger RNA, 1658 nt
Organism: Didymodactylos carnosus
Lineage: Eukaryota; Metazoa; Rotifera; Eurotatoria; Philodinida; Philodinidae
Source: the annotation of a GenBank genome assembly